Sesamum indicum (sesame) is the source of this 955-nucleotide messenger RNA. It is a transcript of the gene J8, whose product is annotated as Chaperone DnaJ-domain superfamily protein. NCBI's taxonomy places the organism in Eukaryota, Viridiplantae, Streptophyta, Magnoliopsida, Lamiales, Pedaliaceae. The record is from RefSeq and is a predicted model, not a curated record.
GAAGCACACAUCAUUUCGUACAGACAACUCUUGUUGUUUGAACACAAUUUCAUCUUCUUUCUUUCUUCAAUCCAUUAUUGCAUUCCAAAAGGUCCACCUCAUAACAAAUCCUGUUCACUUCAAAAUAUUUUAUAUCAAUUAUUGUAUUUGUGUUAUAAAUAACCAUCAGCCGUUGCAAUCUUCAACUCGUAGCAAUCCUGGGAUUGGUCGAAAAUCGUGAACAUUCUGUGGUUUUUGCAUUCUGGGAUUUGUUUUGUCAGUUUUUGUUGGGUUGAGUUGAAUACUGAAGGUUUUCGUGGAAAAAAUGGCUGCCGCUGUGGGAUGUGGUUCUGCAUUGGGUUCUUGGGCUCAAUUGAAGGGAAGAAAUGUGAGGAGUAAUAAUAGCAACGGUAAGAGGAAGGCAUUGAGGGUUUCAUGUGGCUCUUCUGCUGCUCUGAGUGAUCCAUAUAAGACUCUGAGGAUUCAACCUGGCGCCUCUGAAUCUGAGGUUAAGAAGGCGUUCAGGCAGCUUGCUCUUCAGUAUCAUCCUGAUGUCUGCAGAGGAAGCAAUUGCGGUGUCCAAUUCCACCAGAUUAAUGAAGCAUAUGAUAUUGUGAUGAGUAAUCUACGGGGGGAGUCCAGCACGCCCCAGAUGGAGAUGUACGAGCAUUACGACGCAGAUGAACCGAUGAGAGGGAUGUGCGAUGAGGAUUGGGACAUGUGGGAAGAAUGGAUGGGAUGGGAAGGAGCUGGGAUUCGUGACUACUCGUCCCACAUUAACCCUUACAUCUGAUCUCCGGACGAGUUUCAUGAAGCGUUGGACGAUGUUUGUUUGUUCGGAAAACAACCCCAUCUUCAUAAUGUGUUUAUGAAGUUGUGAAGAUGGCUGAGGUUGUUUUUUGCUGUACAGAUCGAUGUUUGUUUCUCCUGCAGUUGUACAUAGCAUCCCAUUUAUGUUAACUAUAUUUCCUAACUA